GGGCUAUUCUCUGUAGAAGAACGAACCAAAAGACCGGCAUAGUGUUAUAUUUUUUAUCUGGUUUUGUGUAUCUUCAUGUACCGAUUAUUUAUACAGUAUGAAAGUUACGCUGUGUAAAGAAAAAAAAUUAUAAUAUCGUCUUGAAUUUGCUCAGAUAGGUAAUACAAUUAAAAAACUUUUGUAGUGUUCUGCACACGUGUGUACAUCGUGAAGCUCUAUAAUUGUUAAACCGGUCCAAACAAAAUUUGGCGCACAGGUUGGAUCAGUAAAGUAUCGGUUAUAAACUUCGCCAAUUGUUCUGUCACAGCUGGGACAUACACAAACAAAAAUUAUGGGAAAACGCAAGAUAAAGCGAAACAAAAGCUAACUUGCUUUCAAAAAACGUUGAAGAAAUUGUAAAACACACGUCGCUGGGCUUUGGUCACUGUGGAAGGUAAAUCUUUAGGCUGUGGAGCACGCGACAACUUUAAACGUUUUGCAUGUUGCGGAGUCUGUACAUCAGCUUGAUUAACCGUCGAACCAGCCGUGAAGUGAAAGAAGAAGAAAUGUACAUAGCCUUCCAUCAAGCAAAGAGAGCGAGGUCCGGGAAAUCGAUUUUACUCCGUUCGGUGGAUGAUCAUUUGACGGAUUUUCGGCGACUAUUUGUGAUCCGUGGUAGCAAGAAAAGGCUCUAACCGGCACGUAUACGUCUGUUCAAAUAACGGAAAUAGUUGGUUGAUUGAAUUUUAGAUCAUGCCAAGUCGGUGCGGUGAGAAAAUGGUCCAUUCAUAAACCUUCCACAAAACAGCUGGAACGGUGAAAAUCGGGAGUCUGUGUCGCGCGUGGCAGUCCGACUAGGCCUUGUAGGAUUUGUUGCUUCCCAACCACAUUCAGUUGAGGUGACGAGAAAUAGAUAGCUCGCGCUGUCGUGCACCGUGUAUUUGUUAGAUUAAGUAUGUUGAGACGAGUUAAAAGAAUAGAAAAUCAAUUUAUUCUUUUGCUGUUGCUGGUUUUAUAUGACCGGGAGAGCAGGAGGUAUGCUGGUUGAGAGAAGAAGAAAAACGGUACGAGCAAGAAAGAGAGUGCAAGAACCUAAUAGCGGGAGACGACGACAACGGUGACGAUGGCGAGAGCGCGCAGAAAAGCUUGCGCGUGGUAUUUCGAAACGGAAGCUGGUUCCAACAUCGCGAAAACCGGAACGGCACCGAAAGCGAGUGUAGUACGGGCAAGCAUCUUACAGCAUCCUACGGAGGAAGACAGGCAAAAAAAAACUUACCAAAGUGACAGUUAUCCGUCGCCAUCGUGCUACAUCGGUCUGCUGGUGGCGCAGCUUCCACCGAUGCGUGGGAGAACAGAUGCAUCCGAGGAUAGAUUUGCAGCACUUUGGUUUUGUGCAAAGAUUGAACUCCAUACUUAAAAAAGAGGAAAAUCGAACAGAGGCGAGAGGUUCAUCAAAACAGCGAUAGAGUGAAUUGAUUUAGAUUUUCCUUUGAAGCACAUUCUGUUUUAGUAAUUUUUGGAACAAAGUAGUCUAGUCAGCGUUCCAUUUCCUUUUCCAAACACACACACAUUCACGUAUCGAGUAGGAAUUAGAAAGGAAAAUGGUUAUUUUUCCAACUGUAGUAGGCUUUCGUACAGUGACGUGCUUAACGUGACGAAGCUGUGCAAGGAAGAAUCUCACACGCACACCGUAUUCCCUGCCGUGGAUUGACCCGAAUGCACCACUGAUCAUCUGUGUGUAGGAAGCAGUGAAGUGAAGUGAAGUGAAUAGUUUUCCCAACCUCCGGGUUGUGAUUUUUCCUUAAAAUUUCCACGCGCAAAAUUGCGAUCUGUGGGUGUGAAUCGCGAAAUCUCGACGUACGGGUUCUUAUCACAUUCAUUUAUGUGCGUUUAUCCUCACUGUUGUAGGCCCGUUUUGUGGUGGUAGACCACACGGUAAGAGCGCUGUAAGUGUGACGCGUGUUUGCCGUUCGUGUGCCGCUGAAGAAGGUGCAUCAGUCUCCGCGAAGGGAGGAAAAACAACGCAAAGAGAGAUCGAAAAUUCUAUAUUUAUCGAAAGUGGACAGAGUGUGUGUGUGUGUGUGUAAGAGAGAGAGAAAGAGUGAGUUAGUUUUUCCUUUUUCAUGCCAGCAAUUGUGUUGUUGCCGCUGCUGCUGGGAUCAUCGUAGUCGUCCUCGACGUUGUGCUCAGUUUCGUGGUGCAAAACACACACACAGUUCGUGCGAUAUUGGCAAAACAUAGUUACGAUAGAAAGAAACAUUGUGCCGGUCUGGAUCCGGUGUCCAGUCGCUGGUAACUCCGGCUGCAAACGGAAGUCGGCCUAAGCCCGACAUCCAUCAACAGAAUAUCCGCCGGAUACACCGAUCGCUUCACCAUCCCCGGGUGGCAUCCGGGUGCGGAGGAUUUCGGAGUGAAACGGAUUCGCUACCACGGAGCUGGCCGGACCGAUAUCAACAUCAAGCGGUGCGCUAUAAUGAAGAGGCGCAAUGCCGAUUGUGGCAAAAUACGACGGCCCAUUAAGAAGAACAAAAUUGCGGAACAGAUCGGGAGCAACACCUUGCUCUACAUCAAAUUUCUUCUCCUAUGGGCGUCCGUAAUUACAGCAGACUUUUUGCUCGAAUUCCGUUUCGAGUUUUUAUGGCCAUUUUGGUUGCUGCUUCGUUCAAUAUAUGACUCCUACAAGUAUAAAGGAUUGGCGUUUUCCGUAUUGUUCGUCUGCAUAGCGGUCACAUCAGAUCUGGUCUGCCUGUUUUUCAUACCCGUUCAGUGGCUAUUUUUUGCCGCCAGUACAUACGUUUGGGUGCAGUAUGUUUGGCAUACAGAUAAAGGAAUCUGUUUGCCAACGAUAAUACUGUGGAUAUUGUUCGUAUAUCUGGAGGCUGCCAUACGAUGGAAGGACAGUCGAAAUAUACCGCAUCUAAAUCUCUGCCGACCAUUUGCCGCCCAUUGUAUUGGCUAUCCGGUGGUGACGCUUGGAUUCGGUUUCAAGAGCUACGUCGGCUAUCGCAUACGACAACGGAAGCAGCGCGAGGUGGCAAAGGAUAAUGACUUCUACAUGCAGUUGCUUCAGGAAGCAUUGCCGAAGGAAGAAUCGAGAGCAUUGGAGCCGUUGGCCGAUGGAGCAACUGGUACGGGAGGAAGCGAGCAGCUGACUGCACCGAAGGAACUAGUAGCCGUACCGAUGUCGAAUAACAAUAAUAGUCUGAAUAACAGUAGCAGUAGCACUACGAGUAACCGAAGUGAUACAGGACAGCACCACCAUCACAAUCAUCAUAAUCACAAUCAUCAUCACCAUAAUCAUCAACAGCAGCAGCAGCAGCAGCAGCAGCAUGUGAAUCACAGUAAAAGUUCCCAAAGCUACAAGUCGACGAGCAGUAGUUCCGUAGCGACGGCACAUGUUAAUGGGCACGUUGGCAGUGGCAGCUCACCGUCAUCGUCGAGUAGUACGAUGAACGGGGGUCUGAAUCACUCAUCCCAUCAACAGCAAGGCUCUUCCAAGCAUCGGAAAAGUUUGGACAAGGAUGGCAGUGCCAGCAGCAAUGCAUCGUCCAAUUCAUCCAGCACGUUCAAUGCCGGUAGUAAGAUGAACGGUGGCAGCGGUGGUAACGGUGGAACCUGCUACUUCCCCCCGACCACCACAUUCCAGCAGAUUGGUCACAGCAGCUCCUCCAGCAGUAGCACCAGUAGCAACAGUAGUAACAGCGGUAGUACCACAAUCAGUACAAAAGAAAUCACUAACACAGCAAAUCGUGGUAACGAUCAUAAUGGCAGCAUUCACUGCAACGGCAGCACGGGGGCGAAAGAAUCUAAGGAAAGCACCAUGCAAGGACUAACAGCCCGCAAAGAUUACGAAAAGGAGACAAGUAACAGUAGUAACUCGACCGGUUCGAACAGUACGUCCUCGUCUAGCUCUGGUAAGCACGGCAAUGGGCAACCGGUGGCAUCCAAUCGCUCGAAAAGCCCAACCGAUAGCGGUGCGUUAGGAAAUAAAUCGAAUGUCGGUAAACCGAACGGUCACAUCGCACAAUACCACCAAACGGAACUGGUACAACAGGGGACGGUUCAAGAAGUAACAGCACCUGGACCCGAACCGAAAGGAGGUCGUUCGGGGCGGAAAAAUCGACUCAAGAAAGCUGCCGAGCAGGCUAAUUUGUCCGCAAUCGCUAAGCUGUGUGCGACGCUUGCACUAGCCUCCUCGGUAACAACGCUUACGACGACGGCUGCGGCCACUACAUCAACCGGUGGUGGGAACGAUAAGGGAACAACCAUCACAGCGUCUUCGUACACCACCUCCGGCAGUGUGUCGUGUGCCUCCGUUAAAGACAAUCACCAGCACAACGGCGAACAGGUGAAGGACGUCAGGGAUGCUUCCAACGGCAGCAGUAGAAGCGGUAAUGUGCCAGAUGGUAAAUCAGACGGUAGCGUCUCACCGUCGGCAACUGUGACGCACAAAACGGCACCAAGCGCAACGGGAUCAUCUGGUCAGGGUUCAUCUAACGUGUCUUCUCCACCGGUUGCAACCGUGGUCGUUCAGAAGGUAUGCGAAACAUGUCCACGACUCGAAGGAGACUUGAAGAAAUUGCGGACCGAGUUGUCAUCUCACCGGCAGACAGAGAAUGAGUUGCGUCAAAAGUAUGAUUCCAAUACGAACAAUCUGAAGGCGUGUCUACAGGCCAAACUGAAGGACUACGAUGAACUGCAAACCAGAUAUCAAGAGCAUUGCAACCAACGGCAACAGGAACGUCAGAAUUUGCAAACCGUUGAGAGACGGUUGGGUGAAGAACGACGACACCGACAAUCGCUGGAGGCGCAGCUCAACAAUGAGCGCAAAUAUCGCAAGCAGGCUGAGGAAAAGGCGGCCCGUGCCGAGUGUAGCGAGGCAUGCAAAAUGAAGAAGCAGCAGAUGGAAAUCGAGAUUGAUAAACUGCAGAACGAACUGCAUAACCUAGACGAGGCCAAGCUAAUGGCCGAAAAGCAGGCGCGUAAUUACGAGCAGGAGAUGCGAAAGAUGGAGCUGCAGUUACGAAAUCGAGAUGUUCAGCAAAACACCGAAGUGUUGAUGAGUGCACUGGCCGCAAUGCAGGACAAGAACGCAACGCUGGAGAAGAGCCUAUCUGCCGAAACGAGAUUUAAGCUGGACUUAUUCUCAGCCCUCGGUGGCACAAGGCGAGAGGUUGAAAUUCUCACUGGUUCGUUGCGCGAGAAGGAAAAGGAAAUACUUGAACUUAAUGCAAAAAUCGUACAGCUCUUGGCAGUCAUGCCUUCGGAAAACCUUUGCCUAACUAGCCACGGUGGUGGCACGGGAACGGACGGUGCAUCGAUGAUGCGGUUGGCUGAUGCACCUCAACUUUUGCCACAAUCCAUGACGAGCGGGCAUCUGAAUGGAAUUGGACAGAACAGUGGAGGUGGCGGCACGGGUGCAGGUGGCGGAGGUGGUAUCAGCCAACAGCCAAGCCCAAUGUCGCACAUGGUGCAGAACGGACCAUCGUUCUGCAGUCAAUUAGGCAGCCUCGGGGUGCUGACGUCCACGAUGACGACACUUCCUUCGUCGUCGGUGCUGUCCGGUCCGCACUCGAGCACCGGCACUGGUAGCAACGGAGGACAAAUAGUACAAAUGCAAAGCUCGAACAACGGUGGCUCGAACGCGGGCAACUGUCCCUCCGGUCUCGAUCCGAAUGCUACAAUUUACACGCCGAAGAACAACGGCAUGGUCGGCGGUACUGAAGCCUGACCGCAUGAGAUAUCGUUUUUUCCGCCCAGCAACGUCUCCUACUCAGCGCUCACCUCGUCAUCUCUACCGCUGUUUGUAAGCCUACCCGGUAACAGCCACACUAACACCACAUCCACCACCACUACCACGGCCACCAGCAGCAACGGUUGCAAUCUAAUAAGCGCUAGCGUGGCCAACCUGGCGCAACAAUUGAACGCACAUCAGGCUCAACACUCGUCAGGCGUUUCGGGAGCAAACAGUUUACUUUCCUCGUCACACUCUCCUUCCUUGCUGCUGUCGCCACAUAACCACCCGGUUCAUGUGCAUCAUCAUCAUCAUCAUCCCCAGCAGCAGUAUCAUCAGCAAAAGCAACAGUCCCAUCAACAGCAGCAUCGGCAGCAUCAGUCAAAUGAUCCGUUCGCUUAAUGCCAUUCAUUAGCAUAAUAUUUUUUUUUAUCCCGGGAUUUUCAUUUUUUUCUUCUUCUUAAGCUUAUUCAAUAUUUUUCCCUUCGAACCAUUUGAUUAAUGGUGUAGUUUCUUCCUUCCGCAGUGGUGAUAUUUCGCUACUCGGAAAGCUCUUUCUCUUCUACGCUAUUCAAUGUAAACACAGUUUUGCUGUCGAGCUCUUGGACAACGAUAUUGAUCUCAUAUGAAAUAAUCUCCCAGACGAGCUUGUCUGUUUUCACACUGGUGAACAUACUACGCGCUGCAUAACAGGUAACCUAAAGUUUCAAACAAAAUUGAUCUGAUAUGCUAGUUUGCUUUUUAUUUUCCUUUACUAAGUUCCUAAGUUAAAUCUUCUCUGAACACUAUCCAGUGGAUGCUAGUAAGUGUUCCACUACGCUGAACAUGACUCUGAUCUGUUAGUUCGUAACAUUAGGUAGCUUUUAGACAUACGGGGUGUUACAUUUUGGAGCGACUUCUUCAAAAAGGUUCAUCCUUAGCUGAAGCUGGAGCUUAUUGUUUUCAAAUUGGCAACGUACUUAACUGUUGUAAUCUGUAAUCUCUGUAAUGCUGGACUAAACUACUAAACUUUUUUUUCGCAAGCUUUUCUAAUGGCAAUUACCCUGUUGAACGGUUUGUUCUCUGAAAACAAAAAGCAACAAAAAUCUAUUGUUAGAAAUAUUCAGUUCCUUUUUUCUAUUUUUUAAUUAAAGCAAAAUUACUUUCACACAAAUUAUAGAUGAGAAAUGCUACUCACAAACCCUUAUUCACAACCCCAGCAGUACAUGUUUUCAUUCCUCCGCUGGUUCCCAAUAUUUUAAACGCCACAAUGCUUAGCCAACCGGUUUGUAACUUGCAAAACAAAAACAUACAUGAAAAUGAGAAUUAUCUUGCCGGGAAGGAGGAAAAUGCAGACAUAAUGUUGUGAUAUUCAUAUUACUUAAAUAUAUAUAUAUAUAUAUAUAUACACGUACAAUAUAUAUAUUCUUACAUAUAUGUAUUUUUACAAUUAAUCGUAACUCUAGAUUGUUUAUCAUGUACACACUCAAGCGCCGAUUUGGUGACAUCAACUAUUGGCGCUAAUCGAACCACACUUCCACCACUACUACACAUCUUUGGGGCGAUAUCUUUUGGAGUUACUACGCAAAAAGUGUUUAAAAUUUUUGAAUGACAGGAGCAAUCUGAAAUCGUUUAUUUAAUUAAUAUGCCGAUAAUCAAUUGCACUUUCCUUGCCUCGACUGCAUACUGCCGCAAGUACUGAUGAGCUUUGUACAGACGACAGGCUGGGAAGCGCUUAUGUGCAAGUUUGGAUGUCCAGUGACUUUUUAUCUCCUGAAUGCUUACAUCCAACUAAACAGUGGAUAUUGCAUCUUCAAUAGAUUGAUGUUUGGUGACCAGCUACACCAUUGACACAUGUAUUUAAGAAUAAAGCCGAGAAGAACUCUAUGAGGGAUUGACGUACGUUGAUAAAAGCCCAGACGACUUCACCUUUCGCUUGGCAGUUUAUAUAAAAAAUGUAAUGAAUUUUUCGAUGAUUAUCCUCGAUCAAUGGACGUUUGGUGCGUUCGAUCUUUCUACAGUACAGUAAAGUAGUACUGUGAAGAAUAGGCUGUUUUAGGCUGUUUGUCUAUUAACGUCUUGCAAAAAGUGCUCACAACUCUCAGUGUGAAGAAGUGUCGUCUGUGCAAAGCCAAAUGUUCGAAGAAUGUUAAGUUAAGCUAAAUUGCUUCUGAAUGCAUCGUUUUGUUUUUGUUCAUCCAUAACAGCACGAACGAUUUAGCCGUUAGUCGUUUUGCAGAAUGUUUUAUUUGCAAUGCCAUUAACUCAUCCGUUUAGUUGCUUUUAUAUCACAACACAAAUUGAUUGCAAUUUCCGUAAACGAAAGUGUCGCUAAAAACAUCAUCAUUUGCGACAAGGCAACUUUGUGAAUGCUGAAAUUAAGGCUACCACGAAAGCUUGUCUAGUCCGAGCCUGUGUCGGAAGGGUGACUAACAAAAAAAAAAUACCAACAACAGCCACGAUUGUUCUGGGUGACGAAGCUGGACGAAAUUACAAACUAAAGAAGAAGCAUAUAAUUUAUCAUAGAACAUAAUUUGUAAGAUGCGCAAAGUGCAAAAGAACAAAAGAAAAUACCGAAACCAUGACAAGCCAAGCACUAACGUACGAAUACAAUUGAAGUAGAAAUGCGACGAACGGAGAAACACGCGCGCAAUGAAACAUGUAUUAUAGAGGGAAACAAGUAGAGAAAAGCAGCACAUCGCAAAGGAGAGAGACAAUUAGUAAACGAUAAGGAAAUACACUUACACGGACAGCAAAUACAACAUACUGCAAGAAAUAUCGAGAUUGGUUAAGGAUAAAAACAAGUGAAAACAUAAAGAACAUAAAAUCUGACGAAUGCAGACAAGAUAUGGUGUAAUCACACUAAAGAAAAUAAACCAGAAAGUGAUAAUGCAAAUGUAAAAAUGGAAGCCGAAAAA
This is a messenger RNA of Anopheles funestus (African malaria mosquito), 8610 nucleotides long. Its product is annotated as macoilin-1. The record is from RefSeq and is a predicted model, not a curated record. Gene Ontology annotation, cellular component: rough endoplasmic reticulum membrane; nuclear membrane. Lineage: Eukaryota; Metazoa; Arthropoda; Insecta; Diptera; Culicidae. Gene Ontology annotation, molecular function: microtubule binding. Gene Ontology annotation, biological process: neuronal signal transduction; chemotaxis. The transcript is spliced from 9 exons. The coding region runs from base 2453 to 5710 and encodes 1085 amino acids.